AUGUUGGCUCUCGGUAGAGGCUCGUACUAUAUUCAUCCCCAAGAAGUGGUGGUCGACUUUACGAAGGGCCGCGUCGUUGAGACUGUCACAGGUGGUGAGCUCUGGACGCCCGCCGUUUUGCUGGAUGUCCAUGCUGGAUUCGGUCCACAAAAUGCCGAAAAGGCGAUUAACGACUUUCGCCAAUGGGACGAUGUUUUCUCUGACGACUUCACCUCAACACUUAUGCUGGAAGAAGAACGAGGAUGUUGGUGA
Messenger RNA from Cordyceps fumosorosea ARSEF 2679, 252 nucleotides. RefSeq lists its product as hypothetical. Lineage: Eukaryota; Fungi; Ascomycota; Sordariomycetes; Hypocreales; Cordycipitaceae. The record is from RefSeq and is a predicted model, not a curated record. The transcript has 2 exons. Bases 1 to 252 code for a protein of 83 amino acids.